GCUGAGACCAUUUUUAGCGCAGUAAGAUCAGUGACAAGAAGACACCAAGAGAAAUCGAGGAUUGAGAUCCCUCGAAUUACCAUCUGCAUCCCACCCUCCCUCUCCCCUUCACCCUGAACCAUCUAUUUCAAAUAUUGGGAGAGAAAAAGGGGAUUAUACAACAUGAGUGAAGUAACAGCUGAAGAACCAAAGCCCAAAACACCAGGGGCUGAAGCAAGUUCUCCAUCUGCUUCAAGUGAAAUAGAACGGAAAGUGCUGGCUACUAAAGUCCAGGGAACUGUGAAAUGGUUCAAUGUGAGAAACGGCUAUGGGUUCAUUAACAGGAAUGACACCAAAGAAGAUGUCUUUGUCCACCAGACAGCGAUUAAGAAAAAUAAUCCUCGCAAGUACCUGCGGAGUGUAGGGGAUGGAGAGGUGGUGGAAUUUGAUGUUGUUGCUGGGGAAAAGGGGGCGGAGGCGGCCAAUGUGACAGGCCCAAAAGGAGCACCAGUACAAGGCAGUCGCUAUGCGGCAGAUCGGCGCAGAUACCGCCGCGGUUACUAUGGACGAAGGAGAGGUCCCCCAAGGGAGGGAGGAGAUGGUGAGAUAAAAGAUGGGGUUCCAGAAAUGGUCCAGACCCAGCAAAUCAAUCGUCAGCCUGCUGGCUACCGCCCAAGAUAUCGCCGACCCAUGAAUCAACCAAGAUCUAUUCCACCUACUGGAGAAAUGGAAAACAAGGAGAAUCAGAAUGAGACUGCAGCCCCUGACCAGCAACAACUGAAUCGCCGUGGAUUCCGAAGACCGUACAACUACCGGCGUAGACCUAACCCAGGAACUGCUCCAGCACAGAUGAGUGAAACCCCAGCUGAGAAGCCUGUGCCAGCAAGUGAGAAAAGCAAUGCUGCGUAAUUUGAGAGACCCGGGCGUCCAUCAUGUGCAAAAUGAGAGCUGAGAAAAGACAGACAGACGAGGCCUCGCACUACUUUCCUUCGUCAGUGAGCUACAAUUGCCCAAUGAUCAGGAGGGAGACAUCCUGCCUACUUGCUGUUAGGAUAGCAUGCUGCUGAUAUGCUUGGAAUUCAUGGGAUUCAGACACCUCUUAUCCACUUACUAGUGAAGGGGAUACAAACUUUAUAUGUUCUUAGAAAGAGAUUGUUUAUUUAUUGGAAAUUCCCAUUGAUCUUUUGAUACCAAAAAAGAAAUAAUCAUUGAUGGAGGAAUAGGGUAUUUACCUAUAUAUGACCAGCUUUGGUCUAUAUAAAAGUAUGCUGACCUUUCCAUCUCAGAAUAUUCACCUUGCAUCAAAGAACCGUCCGAUCCCCAAAUUUAAUUUGAGCCCCCAAAAUGUAAUCAAAGGCUCAUUCCAAUGCUAUUAUAGCCAACAGGUUAUAAUGUACAAGACACUGCUGUUAACUAUGUGACUCGCGUCACAGUAAGGACGGUUACACGUUGCUUUUCCCAGUCUAUACCUGCAUGCUUGAACCAGAAACCAAAGCCACCCCUCCUAGCUGUUGCAAUGAGACAAGGCUUGCCAUCAUGGCUUGUGUAACAUCCUUGGUAUACAGCAGCAUGCUUGCUUUUUCACAUGCCCAGCAGAAUCCAUGGAUGCCUUAAAAAAAAAAAUCAGUUGGUGUAAAAGAACAUAAAGUUGUGGCAAAAAAA
Xenopus tropicalis (tropical clawed frog) is the source of this 1641-nucleotide messenger RNA. It is a transcript of the gene ybx3, whose product is annotated as Y-box binding protein 3. Gene Ontology annotation, molecular function: nucleic acid binding. Gene Ontology annotation, cellular component: ribonucleoprotein complex. The transcript is spliced from 9 exons. The record is from RefSeq and is a predicted model, not a curated record. Bases 163 to 888 code for a protein of 241 amino acids. Lineage: Eukaryota; Metazoa; Chordata; Amphibia; Anura; Pipidae.